Triticum turgidum subsp. durum (durum wheat) is the source of this 1140-nucleotide messenger RNA. NCBI's taxonomy places the organism in Eukaryota, Viridiplantae, Streptophyta, Magnoliopsida, Poales, Poaceae. The record is from the annotation of a GenBank genome assembly.
AUGACGACGAGCCAGGACGUGGUUGUUUCGGAGAUGGGCAUUGGGGCGGGUGGGGCGGCCAUGCCGGGCUCCGGCGCCGCGGGCCUCUUCGCGUGCCGCAGCGCCGCCAGCGCCGGAGCCAUGUCCAUGCGGCAGACGUACCGCGACCUCGCCGCCGCCGCCUCGCGCUCCGCGAACUGCACAUGGGCCGAGCUCGAGGCCAUGCGCGCCGCCUCGCCCACCCGCUCCCGCCCCGGCACCGACGUCGACGAGCUCACGGCCUGGAUGAGGAAGCACCCGUCGGCGCUAGGCAAGUUCGAGCAAAUCGCCAGCGCGUCCAAGGGGAAGAAGAUCGUCAUGUUCCUGGACUACGACGGCACCCUCUCGCCCAUCGUCGCCAACCCCGACGCCGCCUACAUGAGCGACGCGAUGAGGGAGGCGGUGCGCGACGUUGCCAAGCACUUCCCGACGGCGAUCGUGAGCGGGCGGUGCCGCGACAAGGUGCACAACUUCGUCGGCCUCUCCGAGCUGUACUACGCCGGCAGCCACGGCAUGGACAUCAAGGGGCCAGGCUCCAAUCCGGAGUCUGUGCUGUGCCAACCUGCAAGCGAGUUCCUCCCCAUGAUCGAUGAGGUGUACAAGGUGCUUGUGGAAAAGACGAAGUCCACACCUGGAGCCAAGGUGGAGAACAACAAGUUCUGCCUGUCCGUCCACUUCAGAUGUGUGGAUGAAAAGAGAUGGAACUUCUUGGCUGAGCAGGUCAAGGCCGUGAUCAAGGACUACCCCAUGCUGAAGCUCACCCAAGGGAGGAAGAUCUUGAUCAAGAUCGGAACCUCCAUUUGUUUACAGGUCUUCGAGCUCCGGCCCAGCAUUAUGUGGGACAAGGGCAAGGCGCUGGAGUUCUUGCUUGAAUCGCUAGGAUUCGCCAGCUGCAGCGACGUCCUGCCGGUGUACAUCGGCGACGACCGCACCGACGAGGACGCCUUCAAGGUGCUGAGGAAGAGGGGCCAGGGCGUGGGGAUCCUGGUGUCCAAGUGCGCCAAGGAGACCAGCGCGUCCUACUCGCUGCAGGACCCGGCGGAGGUCAUGGAGUUCCUGCUCCGGCUGGUGGACUGGAAGCGGAGGUCGUCGGCGCCGCCCAUGGUCCGGCCGCGGGUGUAA